CCAAGCAUUAGGCUAUUGACAAACGAUUUAUGUGAAAUUAUGGGUUUGCUUCUUUUACCCACCAUUUUUUGGGGCAUCACUAUCUCCAGCGGACACUCGAACGGUCUCAGCGGGGAUACUUUGCUGACAGCUAACCCCUCACCUCACACGGAUCUUGUCUCGGAUCGAGAUAGGCAACAUGGUGAACAAGUGUCCCUGCUCCCUGCACCGUAUAGGUCGCUGCCGAUGUUCCAGCAUUCCAGGAUUCCUUUGGUGGCAAAAGAAAACUUUUCACCAUUACGCGGGGAGGGAAACGAAAAACUUCCAAAUGACGUCAAGGAGCUUUUGCUGCCUGUCUCUCCCCCUGCGAAGAAAGUACGACAUUCAGAUGGGCCGCGAGGGAUAGUUAUCCGUUGUAAAGUGAACAAAAUGGAAGUGAAGGUGCCGAAGAGACUUUUGGGCUACGCACCUUUCCACGCGCAUCUCACAUUUGGCACAUGUCAGCCCAACAACUUUACCAAACACUACUUGUCUUUCCAGUACGACGUCAAUGAGUGUGGAAGUAAGAGAUCGAUGGUCAACAACCGUGUGACAUACUCUAACACUCUCCAGUAUACUCCCAUAGUCGCCAUGGGUCCAAUAAAACGUGUGAUUCCCUUUGCACUGCCCAUCACUUGCCACUUCAACAGGUUUCACUACUCGUACAAGAUUGGCUACAAACCAAAGGUGGAGACGCUGAGACUUUAUAAACCCAUGACCAGCCAGCCGAGCUACACCCUCACGCCUUUCGAUGCUCAGUGGCGUAAGGUCAACGCCUCAGAUGGGUAUGCCCUCGGGCGUCCUAUGUUCUUUGAAGCAGAGGGCCCCCCAGUGGUCCAGGAUGGAAGGCUUUAUAUCCAGUCCUGCCAUGUAACAGCCAGCCCGUCGCACACCUCUGAACCCAGAUUCACAGUCAUCGAAAAAUAUGGGUGUAUGAUUGACAGCAAAAACAGCAGCCAGUCCAGAUUCAUUUCCUAUGGCAGGAAUACCAUAAGGUUCUCCGUGGAUGCUUUUGUAUUCAGCGGGGCAUCUAACAAGCACAUGUUCAUGCACUGCGAGAUGUCCAUGGGGACCACGACGCCAACAGAAAGCGAGAAGUCCUGCUCCUACAACCACAAAACCAGGCGGUGGGAGGAACUCCAUGGUAUGGAUUCAGUGUGCUCUUGCUGUGAGUCAAGAACCUGCAGCUCUUCACCAGCAAGUACUAACAAGAUGGUGUCCAGUGGGUCGUGGUCCGUGGAUCCGGAGGUCAUAGAGGCGGGUGAGGGGGCCUCUCCCGUGUGGACGGGAAUAGAAGAGCGUGAGCUGAUGUUUUCUUCUCUAUGGCGUGAGGAGGAGGAGGAGGAGCCAGUGCUGGGCGCCGUCCCGGAAGUCACAGUGACUGAAAGCGAUCCAAUGAGAAACUCCGUAGAGGAGACUGAACCACGCCGGAUCUUUGAGAACAUCUUUGGGUUCAAUUGAUUUUUUUUUUUUUGAGUGUGUGUAUAUGUUUGUUUCAUCUUUUGUUUCUUAAUAUUUCAAUAGUUUAUUACUUAUUUUAUCCCUGUACAGUGCUGUCGUCAAUGUAAAUAAUGUAAGUAAUGUAUAGGUUUUCGGUUUUUAGUUUUAAUUGGUGUGGUUCUUCUGAUCUAAUCAAAGCCAAUACAUCUGUUCAAUUCUA
Engraulis encrasicolus (European anchovy) is the source of this 1678-nucleotide messenger RNA. Its product is annotated as zona pellucida sperm-binding protein 3-like. The record is from RefSeq and is a predicted model, not a curated record. The coding region runs from base 40 to 1479 and encodes 479 amino acids. Lineage: Eukaryota; Metazoa; Chordata; Actinopteri; Clupeiformes; Engraulidae. The transcript has 8 exons.